Messenger RNA from Paramecium octaurelia, 1209 nucleotides. The record is from the annotation of a GenBank genome assembly. Lineage: Eukaryota; Ciliophora; Oligohymenophorea; Peniculida; Parameciidae.
AUGAAAGCACAAUAAAUCCCAAGACUAUUUUGUGUUGCAGACUACUAAAAUGAAAAUUUUUAUUGUGCGCCUAAACAUUAAAGAGUUUAGUCAUCCUUAGCCAUAAGAGAGAAGACAUCAAAUUCAUUUCAUUCUAUGAUACCUCCUCAAAAACCACAAAUGAAAUUAAAUGAUGAAUAGAGCUAUAGAACAAAAGAAGGGUUUUAAAGAGUAAAAACAGACUCAAAUAUGCCUAUGCCUUUAAGAAAUGGAAGAAAUCUGAGUAUCACUAGUGGAAUCACUUCAAUUUUAAGUAAUAAAACAAUUUAAUUACCCUCAAAAAUUGAAAAUCCACAAAUGGUAAAUACAUAUAAAAAUGAAAUUGUUACAUACAUGAAAGAUAGAAGUGUAAUUAAUAUUCUUAAUUUAGUGUAAAUCUAUUUUCAAAAUGACCGCUUUCCAAUUUUAAACAGAAAUUACAGAAAAAAUGCGUAGUAUUCUACUAGAUUGGUUAGUAGAUGUACAUCAUAAAUUCAAAUUAGACCCAGAAACCCUGUUUUUGACAAUAUCAAUAGUUGAUAGGUAUUUAUUACCUAAAUUUGAGAGUACUUGAGUUGCAUCAGAUACCGAAAUCUAAAUUUUAACUCUACGGAGUUGCAGCCUUAUUUAUAGCAUCCAAAUAUGAAGAAGUAUACUCUGUACCUCAUGUAAGGGAUUUAGUAUAUGUAUGUGAUAAUGCAUAUCCAAAAGAGGAAAUCUUGGAAGCAGAGGGAAAAAUUAUUUCAAUACUUUCCUUUGAUUUGUUAACGACAAGUCCCUACAGACUAUUAAAUGUAUAUUAGGAAACAGCUAAGUUAGAAUUGAAAAACUUAAUGCUUAGUAGGUAAAUUUCAUUUAAAUUCUUUUAGAUAUCUAAUAGAACUCUCCUUAUUGGAAUAUUCUAUGAUUCAAUAUUCAAAUAAUGUGUUAGCAAGUGCUGCUAUUUAUCUGGUGAAUAAAAUUAGAAGAAUUCAUCCCUCUUGGAGUCAAGAUUAGAUGGUUUCAAUAACUGGCUUAAAUGAAACUGAAAUCAGAACAUGUGCUAAAGAAAUGUGUAAUCUUUUACAAGGCCAAGAUAAGAAGCAAUUUAAUUCGUUAAGAAAAAAGUUCUCCUUACCAAAAUAUUUGGAGGUUUCAAAAAUUAAAAUAGAAAAGCGACCAUCUUCAAAUUUGCAAAACGUGCAAUAUUGA